Neurospora tetrasperma FGSC 2508 is the source of this 2143-nucleotide messenger RNA. RefSeq lists its product as uncharacterized. The coding region runs from base 180 to 1964 and encodes 594 amino acids. Gene Ontology annotation, cellular component: plasma membrane. Lineage: Eukaryota; Fungi; Ascomycota; Sordariomycetes; Sordariales; Sordariaceae. Gene Ontology annotation, biological process: glutathione catabolic process. Gene Ontology annotation, molecular function: glutathione gamma-glutamate hydrolase. The transcript has 2 exons. The record is from RefSeq and is a predicted model, not a curated record.
CCUUAGCAUUUUCAUCACGCAAUUUGCGGGCGUUAGGUGUGCUUAAAGACUAACAUCGUCGUGACCUGAGGAAGCACCACGUCCCUUAUCUCAACACCCCCCUCCAGCACAACUCAGGAGGCCCGACAACUUGGGUUCAGAUCGCGUUGCUUCAUCUGACAUGUUGACGGCGGCCAGUCAUGCUUCACCUAUCACCACUGUUAUGCGGCCUGGCCGUGCUGAGCCAACUCGGCUCCGUAGUCAUCGCUGUUCCGCUGGAGUUCAAGUACCAGAGGGUGAUCCAAAACAUCUCUUCCGAAGGUCACCGGGGAGCCGUGGCCAGUGAGAGCGCGAUAUGUUCCCAGAUUGGCACUGACGCCCUCCGCAAGGGUGGUUCCGCCGCCGACGCCAUGGUAGCCACCACCCUCUGCGUCGGCACCAUCGGCAUGUACCACUCUGGCAUCGGCGGCGGCGGCUUCAUGCUGGUGCGCGACCCGGACGGCAACUACCACACGGUCGACUACCGCGAGACCGCGCCCGCCGCCGCCACCCAAGAUAUGUAUAACGACGACCCGAACGCCAGCGUGCUCGGCGCCCGCUCCGUCGCCAUUCCCAGCGAGCUGCGCGGUCUCGAGUACGUGCACAGCAAGUACGGCCGUCUGCCAUGGCACGACCUUGUGAUGCCCUCGGUUAAGAUUGCCCACGACGGCUUCAAGGUAACGGAGGAUCUGGUCCGGUACAUGGCCAGCGCCUCGGCGUCGGACGACUUUUUGACCCGUGACCCCGUUUGGGCCCAAGAUUUCGCUCCCAACGGCACCCUUCUCGGGCUCGGCGACACCAUCACGCAGAAACGGUACGCCAAGACACUCCUAAAGAUCGCCCUCCUCGGCGCCGACGCCUUCUACACCGGCCCGAUUGCCGACUCCAUCAUCGCCCUCCUCCAGCCGCUCGGCGGCAUCCUCACCCAUUCCGACCUCGCCAACUACGAGGCCUCCAUCAAGCCCGCGCUGAACAUCACCUACCGGGACUCCUUCCGCAUCUUCGCCACCGACGCACCUUCUUCGGGAGCUGUAACCCUCUCCAUCCUCAAAACCAUGGAACAAUUUCCCUCCCUCAACCUCUCCUCCAAUAUCCCCCUCACCAACCACCGCUUCGUCGAAGCCAUGAAGUUCGCCUACGGCGCCCGCCAAUCCCUCGGCGACCCAUCCUUCAUCACCAACAUCACCUCCUUUCAGGAAGCCAUGCUCUCCCCCCAAACCGCCAAGUUCAUCUCUUCCAAAAUCCUCCCCAACUCCACCCUCCCCCUCUCCGAAUACGACCCAGUAAAGAACUACGCCGCCGCUUCCCACGGCACUUCGCACAUUGUCACGGCCGACCGGUCCGGGCUAACCCUCUCGUCCACCACGACGAUCAACCUCCUCUUCGGCAGUCGCCUAAUGACGCCUGACACGGGCAUCAUCCUCAACGACGAGAUGGAUGAUUUCAGCCAGCCCAACAAGAACAACUCCUUUGGCUUUGUCCCUUCCCCCUCCAACUUUAUCCGCGCCGGCAAACGUCCGCUGUCGAGUAUCUGUCCCUUGAUGGUUGAGCACAUUAGCAACGGCAGCUUGUGGUUCGCUACGGGAGCUGCCGGAGGAAGCAGGAUCAUUUCCAGUACCACGCAGGUGGCGUUUAAUGUGCUCGAGGGCCUUGCUGUCCAUCCGAAUACGACCGACUUGAAGGUCAAGGGGGUGGGUGGUGAGGGAAGCGUGAUGCGGGCGGCGGUGGCGGCGCCGCGGUUGCACGAUCAGUUGAUGCCCGAGGUGUUGCUGGUUGAGAAAGGGUACGGACAAGAUGUAUACGAUGAUUUGAAGAGGAGGGGACACAAUGUGACUUGGCAGGCGCCGGGGCUGAGUGCGGUGCAGGCGGUGAUGAGGUUUGGGAAUGGAACGUUUGUGGCGGCGAGUGAGACUAGGCAGGUCAAUAGUGGUGGGUUUGCUGUUUAGAUGGGAUGCGCAAAGGUUAGGGAUGACAGAACCUACCUCGCCGAUGACAAAAAGAAUUGUCAGGGACGAGCCUACUUACCCUUGGAUACUCAUAACGAAUUAGCGGAUCCUAUAGACAUUUGGAACAGCGAUGAUGAUAAUGAUUCAAUGAGAUAAUCAAUGAGAGAGGAAGUUUGUUC